AUGGGUCUUAGCACAGACUUUGCGGGAUCGGGCAGAAUGCUUCAGGCUCGGGCACGUGACACCCGCCGGCUCUGGGAUGCACUGGACAACGUCUCCAAUGACCCGGAGUCUAGAGACGCCCUGCGCUUGGCCUUCACUAGGAGGGCAGCAAUGCGAGACGCCGUCAACGAGCCGCAUGAGGGUAAGCGACGCAACGAGGCCACGUGGAAAAUCACGAAGAUCCACUGGGAACGUUCCAGGUAUGUCUACGAGCUCUACUACAAGAAGAAGGCGAUUUCGAGAGAGCUCUAUGACUGGCUGCUGCAAGAGAAGUACGCAGAUGCCUCCAUAAUCGCGAAGUGGCGGAAGCCGGGCUUUGAGUACCUCUGCUCCCUUAUGGCCAUCGACAAGAGAAACACAAACUUUGGAACGACAGCCAUAUGUCGGGUGCCUUUGCACUUGAGGAAGGCAGGUGCUGCACAGCCGGCAGUCUCGACAGGCUGCAUCUCUUGUUCUUCGCAAGAGUGUGGGCGGCUUGGAGGGCCCAUCUGGUGGGACUCCCCGCGGCCAGCAGAUCUCAUCGGUUGGGCGAAGGCUGGCUGCCCAACAGCUGAGAAGCCAGGCAAGAAGCGCAAGGCGCAGGAAGAGGGCGAGGAAGCAGAGCUGGAAGCACGAGCCGCAGCGCUUCGGCGCGGCGUGAAUGCAGGCCUCAGGGCAGCCGAAGCAGAUGCAUUGGAAGCUGCUGCCGCUGCUUUCCGCGGAUCAGCAGAGAAGGCACCCCCGCUUCGCAUGCACGAUGGCGACGAGGAGCAGAAGGAAGGAAAUGAAGAUGGGAAUGAUGAGCCCAAUGAGGCAGAGCAAGAAGGCUGA
This is a messenger RNA of Symbiodinium sp. CCMP2592, 849 nucleotides long. The record is from the annotation of a GenBank genome assembly. NCBI's taxonomy places the organism in Eukaryota, Dinophyceae, Suessiales, Symbiodiniaceae.